Heterotrigona itama is the source of this 10411-nucleotide messenger RNA. The record is from the annotation of a GenBank genome assembly. NCBI's taxonomy places the organism in Eukaryota, Metazoa, Arthropoda, Insecta, Hymenoptera, Apidae.
UUUAGUACUUGACCAAUGUAAAGCGCCACUCACCGUCGACGGAGAAUUCGCCUGCUGUGUAGAGUACACCCAGACUAGACGAAAAGGCGUCAAAAAGUUUGCGAAUUCUCGUGUGUCCGGCUGAUAGUGGGUGCCGUAUUGUUGCGUUACCGCGGAUUGUCGCGUCUCGCGCGUGUGUGCGUACGUGCGUGACACGUACGAGGCGUGUACUUUUCCGGGGUGCGGUGCGUUUGCACAAUAAAAAAUUGUGAUCCUCGGAUCUUAAUAUGCUCGAAGGAUCGGCCAAGUUCAGGAAAAAGAGGUGCUCCGCCUGAAGAGAGUGCUUGGAGCUGCGCGCAUGCUUCUGUGCCUGCUCCUUCGCCAUUUUGGAGAUAGAAUGUUAAAUUUUGGAAUGGACUGACAGAGGAUUAAGUAACAUUAUAAAAUUUAGGAUAGAAGAUUGAAAGACAAGGAGACGUUUAAUAGUGUCUGAAAUAGGCCUUGGCUAUUUAAUUAUUAAUAUUUUACUAUGCCAGCUGUUCCAAGGCCUGGUAGCCUUAAGGACCCAGAGAUUGCUGAAUUAUUUGAAAAAAAUGAUCCGGAGAAAAUAUUUGAAGACUUGCGUGAAAUCGGACAUGGCAGUUUUGGGGCUGUUUAUUAUGCACGAUGUUUGGUUACCAAAGAAAUUGUUGCUAUCAAAAAAAUGUCAUACGUGGGAAAGCAAACUGUUGAAAAGUGGCAGGAUAUCUUGAAAGAAAUUCGAUUUCUUAGGCAACUUAACCAUCCUAAUACAAUAGAAUAUAAGGGCUGUUAUCUCAGGGACCACACUGCCUGGUUGGUAAUGGAAUAUUGCCUUGGUUCAGCGUCAGACAUUAUUGAAGUUCAUAAGAGACCAUUAAAAGAAGAUGAAAUAGCUGCAAUUUGUGAAGGUGUGCUACGUGGUUUGCAUUAUCUUCAUUCUCUUGGAAGAAUCCAUCGCGAUGUCAAAGCUGGAAAUAUUUUACUUACUGAAAAUGGUACAGUAAAAUUGGCAGAUUUUGGAUCAGCAAGCAUAAAGUGUCCAGCAAAUAGCUUUGUAGGAACUCCUUACUGGAUGGCACCAGAAGUGAUAUUAGCUAUGGAUGAAGGACAAUAUGAUGGAAAAGUGGAUGUAUGGUCUUUGGGAAUAACAUGUAUUGAACUAGCGGAGCGGAAACCACCUUAUUUUAAUAUGAAUGCUAUGAGUGCUCUAUAUCAUAUUGCUCAGAAUGACACACCAACUUUAAAUUCUCCAGACUGGUCAGAUGUUUUUCGUCACUUCGUUGAAGUGUGUCUAACUAAAAGUCCAAUUGAAAGGCCAGCCUCUGGUAAACUGUUAUCACAUCAAUUUGUGACCAGAACACGUUCUCCGCAAGUUUUAAUAGACUUAAUUCAGAGAACAAAAGCUGCUGUUAGGGAAUUGGAUAAUUUAAAUUAUCGGAAAAUGAAGAAGAUCUUAAUGAUCGAUGCUUGUGAGACUGAAAGUACAGUUGGUGAUGCUGAUGACACCCCUGAUGAACAAACAGGUGGUGAUAGUAGCAAGAGUAAUUCAAUUACCUCAGAGCAUUCAAUUCAUUCAAUGGGUGUUUCUGCAAGCUCUCAAAGUUCCUCCACUAAUAGCCUGCCACUGCCAAAUGCUGAUGCAAACGAUUAUUCCACGGGAUCUGUACGAAAUAGACAUAAAAUAUCAGCAGGCGGUGUCACUGCCAAUCUUCUUGAACAUGGUGCCAACAAUUUUGCAACAAUUAGGACAACAUCAAUUGUAACUAAACAACAAAAAGAACAUAUGCAAGAAGAAAUGCACGAACAAAUGAGUGGAUAUAAACGAAUGAGACGAGAACAUCAAGGUGCUUUGGUAAAGUUAGAAGAACGUUGUAAAAUGGAAAUGGAAUCCCAUAAACAAUUACUAGAUAAAGAAUAUGAAACUCUUUUGCAACAGUUUAGUAAAGAAUUGGAAAAACUUCAAUUGAGGCAUUUGCAAGAAUUAGAACGUAAACUUAAGCAAAACCAAAAUGCUGAGAAAAAACUUCACAAAGAAAUUACAAGCAGACAGGAAGCAGAUCGCAAAGCACUGGAAGCACAACAAAAGAAAGAUUACAAAGUUUACAAAGAAAGAUGGAAAAAGGAGUUAUCUCAAGAUGAAGUUACACCGAAGCGACAACGAGAUGCUACUCUUCAGAGUCACAAAGACAAUUUACGACAAAUGGAAGCGCAAGAAGAGCAACGGCUUGCAAGAGGGCAAAGAGAGUAUCUUGAUCUCGAAAUUCGUAAAUUCCGUAGAAAAAAGUUACUUGUUUUCCAUAGUUUGGAGCAAGAACUACUUCGAGAAGUUAGUAUGGAAUUAAAUAAGAGACAACAACAGUUAGAACAAGCACAUAAUAUGUUAUUACGACAUCAUGAAAAAACACAAGAACUUGAAUAUAGGCAACAAAGAGCUGUUCAUACUCUUAGAGAAGAUCAAGUUCAUCGACAACAUGCUACAGAACUUUCUAAUCAGCAAGAUUAUAUGCAAAGAGCUGAACGUGAUUUACGUAAAAAACACGCAUUGGAACUCAAACAACAGCCUAAGAGUCUUAAACAAAAAGAAAUGCAAAUUCGAAAACAAUUUAGAGAAACAUGUAAAAUACAAACACGACAAUACAAGGCAUUAAAAGCUCAAAUAUUACAAACAACAGCUAAAGAAGAACAAAAAGCUGUUAUCAAAAAAUUAAAAGAAGAACAAAGAAGGAAGUUAGCAUUAUUGGGUGAUCAGUAUGAACAAAGUAUUGCUGAAAUGCUCCAGAAACAAAGUAUACGUUUAGAUGAAUCACAAGAAGUUGAAUGCCAUAAUCUUAAGGAAAGAUUAAAUUAUGAAUUGGAAAUUUUAAUGGCGUAUCAAUCUAAGAAUAAAAUGCAAGCUGAAGCGCAAAGAAAUAGAGAACGUCGUGAAUUAGAAGAUCGAGUAUCAGUUAGACGAGCUUUGCUUGAACAAAAAAUGGAACUUGAAACUCAGGAAUUUCUUCGUGAACGUAGUGAGCGAAUACGUUUAUUACAUGAAAGACAGGAACGUGAAUUACAGCAAUUUGACGAGGAAAGUGCAAGAAUAGGAUUCAGGUAUGUAAUCUAUAAUUUAACUUUUAUUUGAUUAAAUUUCAUAAAUGUUAACAGAAUAGAAAAAUGUUUUAAUUGUUCAUUUCUAUAUUUCUGUUUUUAAGUAAUUAAAUUUAUAUUAAGCUAAUCACCCAUUGCCAUUUUAUAAAAUAGAGAAAUAGAUUUAAGAACUUUAAAAAGAAAUAUUGUAGAUGUGCCUAUAUACAUUUUUUUCAAAUUAUUGCAGUGCUCUGGCGAUAGCUGAGGCAUCAAAAGAAUCUUAUCCAGACGAUGAAAGCCUUAGUGGCUCAAUGUUAAGUCUGGCUCACAGUAAUAGUUCUACAUCCUUCCCCCCUAAUAGUCUUUAAUUUUAAUCAUAAUCAAUUAAUAGAAUAUGUAUGUAUGUACGUUUGCCUGUAGUGAAUGCAUAACGAGCCUACCGAUGUUUAAUUCAAUGAUUUACAUACAUAGCAAAAGUUGGCUCGUUAUAUGCAUCGACCCAAACCUAAGAGGUUUGUUAGGGUUGGGAAUGUGUAUUGGACUGAAAUUAAUGUAACAGCAUAUUUUUUAAUUAUCAAAAUAUGUCAAUGUGAUCUAUCUGGAAAGAGAGCUUCAUAUUGAAGAAGAACUUAGAUGCUUUUUGCAACGUUGUAAUAUUUAUUAACCAUAUCCAAAUAUCUUGUGAACUAAAUAGGAUUAAAAAAAAGAAAAAUCUUUUAAGUAUCAGUCUCAUCUACUAUACUGAAAAAUAAAUCUUAAUGUUCUUGGGCUUAAAAUAAGCCAGCUAUUAUAGCAUACAGAAAAUUUUAUAUGCGACUACAGAAAAUGUUUAGAGACAUUUAUUUAUCAAUAUCUCGCAAUUAUAAUAAAAACAGAAAAAAACAGUAUAAUCAUAAUGCUCGAAUUAUUAUAUAUUUGAUUUUGACUGAUUGAAGAUUUGAAAUAAGAACAACACAGGAAUAAUAUUUUCGGUAAGAUUUUAACUUAUCGGAGUCUAGUAUUAAAUAAUCUUACUGAUAAUUGUAUGUGUUGACUUUUGAAAACCUUAUUUCAAGCUUUCAAUGACACUUAGUCUGAUUUAAUAAAAACUGAGUGAGUCGAUUUAUUUAUUUAAUUGCAUUUUUAGUGCAAUUAAGAUAUUUACAAAGUGACAAACUAAUGAAAAAAUUUAGUUACAGUAUCUUAUGUUGUAAUUAUAAUAAUGCAUUCAUAAUAGAUAAUAUUUGUUAUUUCAAUGAAAAAUUAAUUUCUAAAAUUAAAAGACAUUUUUUUACUGUUUUAUACAAUUUGUUUUACAUUACUAAGGAAUGUCAAUAUCAAAAAUUAAAUUGAUAAUAAAAUUAUUGUUGAAUUACCAAAAUAUGAUGGUGUCCACUUCAAAUUCCUUUCAACAUUGAAAUAUAUUUUUUUGACUUUAAUUUGAUAUUAUUGCAUAUAGAAUCUUGAUGCAAAUUUUUGUCAAGUGUUUACAUAAUUACAUUGGUUUCUUUUAUUAAAUACAUAAUGUAUAUUUUUUUAAAACAUCAUAUUAUUAUAUAUUUAACAUAAAAAAUAAGGAAUUUUAUACAUUGAAGAAUAUCUAAAUUAUUUAUUUAAAUAAUAAUGUUUGCAUUUUUUAAAGAAAAGACAAUGUGUUAAAUAAAUGUCAUAUUUAAAAAUUUUAUAAGUGUUUUAACUAUAUGUUUUGAAAAUUUAAUACUAUUGUAUUAUUUUAAUCUUAUAAUUAUAUUUUCAAAUUAUUAAUGAUUAACAUGAAUUUAAUAUUGUGUAAUCCUAUAAUGUAGUGAGAUUAGUUCACAAAUUUUGAAUUAUAAAAAGACAAAAAUAAUUAAAUAUUUAUUUUCUAUUUUCAAAAUUUGUUUCUAGAAAAAGAAAAAAAGAAAUGGAAAAUAAUUUAAGUGAUGUUUUUUAAAUACUCAUGUAUACAUAUAGUGCUAUAAAUGUAUACAAAUAACAUGUUAGAAAUAAAUAUUCUUCUCAUAGUAACAAAUUUUUUAUUAUAUUCAGGAAAAAUAGAACAUGUCAGGUUUCUUUGAUUAUAUAAGUUUCUGAUAUUUCAAUAGAUCAAAUAAAAUAUGUGAUGUAAACAAUAUUAUUUUAUAAAUAUUUCUUAGCAUAUAAUUCAAUUUAAUUUAUGCAUUUUUACAAAAUAAUACCAAUGAAAUUAUCAUUAAUAUAUUAUUAUUAUAAAUGAUAUAUUAACAGUAAUAUGAAAAUGAUAUUUAUUGUUACAAUAACGACUCAUUUGAUUUUUCUUGGUCAGAAAUUUAUUAAAUUAUAUAUAUUUUUUUUUGCCAAAAUGAAUUUUCAAAUAUUAUUUUAGCUUAUAUGUUGCUUUUGGCAUUACAAAUUUUUUAUAUUAAUUCUUCAGUUUGCAAUAAAAGCACUUCUUUCAUUGGUGAUUACAAUAGUAUAUAGUAAUAGUAUUAUUGUUGCUUCUAUUAUCAACAUUUCAGUUGUAUUAUAUUAUAUUUUAUUGUAAUUGUCUAAAUUGUCUAAUUUUCAUCCAGUACACAUUCCAACAUUGUACUUUAUAUUGUACCAUCUAAUUUGUUUCUUUUUUUCGUUUAAUACAUUUCCAUGUGUUUUUUUUGUUUUAUAUAUAUGCAUAUAUAUAUAUAUAUGCAUAUAUAUAUAUGCAUAUAUAUAUAUAUAUAUAUCUUCAUUUUCGCAAAAUAUUAACUCCAAAUUCAGAUGAUUGUGACUAUUCUAUUUAAUGAUAUUUAAUUGAUUAUAAUACUAUUAAUAAUAUCUUCCCUAUAAUGUAAGUAAUGAAAAUAAUAUUAUUUUCAUUAAAUGUUUUCAUUAAUAAUUGUUUUAAAAAAAUUUAUAUAACAUAUAACAUGUAGAGUUACAUAUUCAAUAUUUCAAUACAAUAAAAAACUUACAUAAAUAUAUCAAUUUAUAUAUUGCUAUUUUUAUAAUAAAAUGUUUCUUCUAAGUAAAAAUAAUUCUGAAUUAAUAAAAAAUUUUAAUUCUAAAAUAAUUUAAUUUAUAUUGUUAAUAAUUUAAAUUAUAUUAUUUUCUAAAAAUUGUUUUGCAAAAUUAAAGGAUCCUUAAUGUAAAGGAUAAACAAUAUUUGUUUAAUAUAUUUUAUCAAUACUAAAAAUAUUAUUUAUUAAUAACAACUAUUUUAAAAAGUAAAACUUCCACGAUACAUAAAUAGAAUAUAUUAUAAAAAUUAAGAAUGUGUUCAGUUACAGUAAUAAAAAUGAUCAAAAUAAAUAUAAGAAAAACAUUUAUAUAUUUAUGUGUUCAAAAUAUUUAAAAUGAAAAUGGUCACAAUCAACUGGAUCAUUUUUUUGUAAUAAUACAAUAUGUAAAUAUAUACACACGUUUACCGUAGAAAAAAUAUAGCAUUAAUUGCAAGAAAUGUAGCAUUACAUACUUGUAUCUCGUAUAAAUUUUUCUUUUGACUACUCUUAGGAAAAUACAUAAAUACAGUAGAGUCUUAAUGAACUGCUAUAAUUGGUAAUAAAUAGUUUAGACCAAUAGAGAUAUCCGUGUUAUAUUUUAUGUUGUGAUGAAUAAAUAAAAUAAGUCAUAAUAUGUUAGGCAAGUCCAUAGGCAAUCCAUAUAUAUUUUCAUAAAAUUAUUAUUAUAGAUUAUACUUACCAAUAAGAAAUAUUUUUACAUUGUAGUUUAUGUCAUAAAUACAUUUUAUUUAAGAUAAAUUACUUUAAUAUUGAUUUGAUAAUUAUACUAGAUUUAUUUUUAGAAUAACUUUUAUAUUUUAUGUAGUUAAAAGAAAUUCGAAUUAUAAUUUUAACAUAAAAGUUAUAUUGUAUGUAAAGAAUUGAUAUUUGAAUUUUUAUAGGAAUACAAUUUAUUAAAAAUAAUUCAUGAAAAAUAGAGAAUUUAAACUACAUAUUUAUAUAUGGAUUUAUAACAAUUGUACCAAAUUAAGGGAGUGAACAAGAAGGAAGUGAUUUUAUGCAUCAUUGAACUUAAAGUAAAAAUUUAUAUAUUUUAAAUUAUCCAUGACUUGUAAUAAUAUACACGAGAACAAAAACUUUUAGUUAAUGAUAAUUUAAAAAUUGUAUUACAUAUUAGAAGCUAAAGUACCAAUAAAAGUUUAUUCUUUGAUGAUUUCAAAUUUUAUAGUUUGUCCAAAAGUCGAAAGUGUAUAUAACUAUGGAUUGCAUAAAAGGACUAAUAUAUUUUAAAAUAAAAUUAAAUGUUAUAAAAUUGUAAAUAAAGAAUUUUUUGUAUUUUAUUUAAAACUAAUAUUAUAUGAAAUUUUGAAAAAUAUAUAUAUAGAUCAUACUAACUAAAAUUUUAUAUAAAAUAAGCAAAUAAUAUCAUAUACUUUAAUUAUUAUAAAAAUUUUAAUUAUUAAUAUUAACGUUAUUAUUUCCUAAUUAUUUUGUUGUAAAUGUCACACGGAUUCUCUAUAAGCCUGAUUGUAUGUAUAUAUUAAAGGAAGAAGAGGAGAAACAUGACUUUUUGGUCAUGUGACUAUUAUUAUAAAAAAAUUGCUAAAUAUUAAUUUAGAAUAUUAUAAUACUUUUUGUUGUUACUAGCAUUUUGUAAAUAUCAUUCACUAUAUAUAAUAUUUUGAAAUUGAAUUUUAAUUAUAAAAAAUAGGAUUUAGUAUAAUAGAAUUUAUUGAAUUCUCCAAAGCUAUUAACUUGGUAAUUUGAAUUUAAAAGGUGAUAUACAAGAUAGCAAAUUAUAUAAAUAUAGGCGUGGCAUAUCAGUUAUCAAUUAUUAAUUAAUAUUUGUAAUCAAUAUAAAUAUUUGAUCUUUUUUCUCACCUAUUUCCAUCCAUGUGUGAUUUCUUAGUUUUGUCUAUAGUUUUUAUUAUAGUAUAUUACUAAUAUUGAACUAAAAUGUAUAAUAUUUUUUCAAAUCAAUUUGAAAAAGAAAAAAGAGAUUUAAGCAUUAUUUUUAUAUUAUAAUAAAACUAAUAAAAGAACAUUGCUUUUGUUAAGUGAUAAAUAUACUGGUGAAUAUUCUAACAUCUACCAUAUAUAACUUUUGGCUUUAACUAGAUAAUAAUUUUAUUUUUUAGUAGUGGUAUUUUUGAACAUGAAAAAAUGUAUAAUGUAAUAUGAGAAAUAUAUUCAUUGUUUAAGAAUUGAUCAAAUUUCAGAAAAUAGAGAAACAGUUCAGAGCACACAUAGGUGGAGAUUUAGGAGAGAUUUUGUGGCAAUAUUUGUACACUUUAUGUGAUUAAAAAAAUAAAAUUGUAUGUAGAGUUGAUAGUAUAAAUUAUCAAUAAAAAUUAUAAAUAUUAGUGGAGGAAUGGUAAAUUACCAAUCUGUCUUUCACUAAAUAAUGAAUUAAACUUCUAGUAUUAUAUUAUAUGAAGUUACUUUAUCUUCUAUUUACUGAAGAUGUAUGUAUAAUGUAUUUGUAAUAUUAUUAUAUAAAUGCUGAUUUUUAUUAAAAUUUCAAUUCAUAAGAAUUAAAUUACACUGUCAAGUAUAAUUUUUAAUAAUUUGAUGUUAUCAAUAAUGUAGUUAAACUUUUUACAUUGUUUGAUAUUAUGUUGUUUGUAUUUUUCUUAAUAUGAAACAUUAUGCAUAAAUAUAAUAUAAGACUAACAAAUUGCAAAACGUUAUUAUUGAUUUUAGUAGAUUUUGCACAAUAUCAAAAAUUAAAUUUUAAUAAUUUUAAUCAAAUUAUUCUAUAUCAAAUGAUUAUGUAUUAUAUAAUACAAUGUCUUUAAUUAUUAAAAGAUAAGAGAAACUUGUUGAAGUUCAUUGGAUUAAUAAUUUAACUGUAACUUUAAAAUGAAGACCAAUGAAGAUAAUUUUGUGCACGGCAAUGAAAUUUGUAUAUUAUCAUUUAAUCUGAAAUUUAAUCUGGAAUUUAAAGCUACAUUAUUUGAAAAUAUUUUUUAAUCUCAUUAUUUCAAUUUUUUAAAAUGUAUUACACAAUUUUAAUAUUACAUUAAACAAUAUAACAUUACAUAAUUUAAAGUUGUUAUUUUGAUAAAUAUUUUAUAUACCAAAUUUAUUUUUAAUUUUUAAAAUUAAAAUCAAUUAAGAUAAAAUUCUCUGAUAUAUAAUAAUGACAUAGAAUGUUGAUAUAAAAAUUACUUGACAUUGAAUAAUUAGAUGUCAAAAUUUUUAUAUUGAUACAGAAUUUUACUUUCAUUUAUUUUACUCUCUUUUACAAAGCAAUAUCUUUGUCAAUAUCUUGUAUAUAUAUAUUUGUAUAUUGUAAAUAUUCUUAUAAAGAUUUCAUUGAUAUUUAUUUCUAUGUUUUGAAGAUAUUUUCUGUUUUCAAUAUCAUUGAACAUACAAGUUUUCCAAUGUUGCGUCAUUCUUUAUUGUAAAAAAAUUUACUGUAUUUGAAUUCCACUUCAUUUUUUACUUUUUCUAUUUUUGAAACGCAUCAGCAUUAUAAAAAUAAAAAUCAUAAAAAAUUUUAAAAACAAUUCAAAUUAAAUUUUUGUAUUAUAUGAUAUUUCAUACAAUGUACAUUAAUGCAAUAACUUUUAAUAAAAUGUACGUUGUAGAUCAUAAGAUAAUUAUUUCAUUUCAUUGGCUCUAUAUUUUAAAAUAUGUUUAAAAAUAUGUUUAAAAAUACCGUAAAAAUACAUAAUGAUAUUUUCUAUCUUCCAUACUUGAUACAUUAAAUAGAAGUAAAAAUUGUUUUUAAAAAUAAUAUAAUAAAAGUUUAAGCAAUACUGAAGUAUUUUAUUAAUCACUAAUUGCAUUAAUGAAUGAUAAAAGAAUACAAAAUGUGCUCAUGUAAAACAUUCUUUUCUAAUGUAAAAUAGUCUAAUUAUCAAUAAUAUUCGAUAUUACAAUGACAAUUAUUAUUUUAUAUUUUAUAUAUAUAUAUAUAUAUAUAUAUAAAGUUUAUUUAUAAUUAAUAAAGUUUAAAGACUAAUAUCUUUAUAAGGAAAAUAUAGUAAAAUUAAACAUAAAAUGCAAGAUCUGUAAUUAGCCUUUAUUUGUAAUAAUAAUUUCCAUUUCCAUUUUUAUAUAAAUUAAUAUAUUUUUUAAAUCAUACAACUAGAGAGAAAGAUAUGUUUAUCACUUAAACAGUUCAAAUUGAUUAAACUUGAUAUAUUGAUUAGAUAAUAAAAAUAAACAAUGUUUAGUAAUUAUUCGUAUUUUGUAACCUUUCCACCUUUUUUAUUAUGAAUUAUUUAAAUGAAUAAAGUAGUAAAAAAGAAUUUUAGUAAAAAGGGAUAUAAAUUUUCAAAGAUACAACGAUCAAUAUAUUCAUCAACGUGUAAAUAUAUUUAAAUUGACAAUAAAACUACAUCAUAAAGCGUUAGAAUAACAAAGAAGUUUAAAUUUUAUUAAAAUACAUUUUAGUAAUUGCAAUACAACAAAAUGCUACAAUUAAUUUCAUAUUGAGCGCUUACUUUAUACAGUUAUAA